Messenger RNA from Cuscuta campestris, 1209 nucleotides. Lineage: Eukaryota; Viridiplantae; Streptophyta; Magnoliopsida; Solanales; Convolvulaceae. The record is from the annotation of a GenBank genome assembly.
CGCACCCAUAACAUAAAAAAAAGUUCAAAUGUUUGUGUCCUAGAAUCUAGCCAAACCCAGACAGGAAGUAGACUGGCGUCCCAUUGAUUCCCCCAUUUUCUUGACUCUUCCAACUCUAAUUGAUUCCAAUGGCUGGGUACAGAGCUCAAGAUGAGUAUGACUACCUGUUCAAGCUGGUGCUGAUCGGAGAUUCUGGGGUGGGCAAAUCCAACCUCCUCUCCAGGUUCACCAGGAACGAGUUCAAUCUGGAGUCCAAAUCCACCAUCGGUGUUGAGUUUGCCACCAAGAGCCUCACCGUCGAUGGCAAAGUCAUCAAAGCUCAGAUUUGGGACACUGCUGGGCAGGAAAGGUACCGUGCGAUAACCAGCGCUUACUACAGAGGAGCAGUAGGGGCUUUGCUUGUGUAUGAUGUUACAAGGCACACCACAUUUGAGAAUGUGAGCAGGUGGUUGAAGGAGCUAAGAGACCACACAGAUCCCAACAUUGUGGUGAUGCUCAUCGGCAACAAAUCAGACCUCAGACAUCUAGUGGCCGUCCCGACACAGGAAGGCACGGAAUUCUCAGAAAAGGAGUCUCUCUACUUCAUGGAAACCUCUGCACUGGAGUCGACGAAUGUGGAGAGUGCCUUCACUGAAGUGCUCACUCAGAUCUAUCACAUUGUGAGCAAGAAGGCCAUUGAGACUGGCGAUGCUGGUGGGUCCACUAUAUCCGUUCCUCCGAGAGGAGAGAGUAUUAAUGUGAAGGAGCAAGGAGGGAAACAAGGUGGGUGCUGUUCUGGCUAGGGCAGUCGCGUUCUUGGGAAGCUAUAUAUACGUGUGAUCUGAUGGAUCUGUAAGCAGAUUUGGAAACAAUUUUUAAACAUUUUCAUCUAUAUUGCAAACCCAUUAUUCCCUCCCAAUUGAAUGAGCAAUGCCUUGCAAAAAACUCCAGGGGAUAAAUGGACUUUUUACUUGAAAAAGAUAGAUGUAUGGCUUUAUAAUCCUAGCUGAUUUUGAGCAAGGUAAGUCUAUGGCAAAAGAAUAGAGUAUCCUAUAUGCAGUUACCUGAGAGACUUCAUUAGUUUGAUUUUAUAUUAUUAAAAUAUUUGUUUAGCAGAGUAAGUUAGGGUCAUUUGUUUAUUGAGUCAAAAGUUUUAUAUAAAUAUGUUUAGUUAAUGUGUGUAAGUGGAAAAAAAUUCUAGAAAGAGUUUAAUGAAUAAAAGGUCUUUUC